GGAACGGAAGAGCCCGUGCGCUACACUGGCAUCAUCAUCACAUUCAGCGCAGCGGCAGAGAGGUAGGAGCGGCAGCGUUGGGAGCCUAUUUUGAGAGCCGAGACUCUCAUCUCCAGUGACUCCUCUAGAUUCUACAUGUAAACACGGAUCAUCGGGGAAUUAUAGAAGCCACAACGCGACAUCAGACAGCAGCAUAACUCCCUGGCGAGUCUCCCAGUCAGCGGAAACCUGCAACAAUGUCUUCGUCUGUUAGCGAGACAGAGGAGGUGCGAGUCUCGGCGGCGCUGACGCCUUUGAAGUUGGUGGGACUCGUGUGCGUGUUCCUGGCGCUGUGCUUGGACGUCGGAGCCGUGAUGAGCCCGGCAUGGGUAACCGCCGACGACCAGUACUACCUCUCACUGUGGGAGGCGUGCUGGAAAGCGGCUUCGUCUGAGAACUGGCAGUGCAACAGCACGCUGGAGUCAGACUGGCAGAUCGCCACCCUGGCCUUGUUGCUAGGCGGAGCUGCCCUUGUCCUGCUGUCCUUCCUGGUGGUCCUGGUGUCAGUGUGUAUCGGCUCCCGGAGACGCUUCUACAGACCUGUCGCUGUCAUGCUAUUCGCUGCAGUGGUGUUGCAGGGCUGCAGUCUGGUCCUCUACCCCAUCAAGUUCAUUGAGACCAUCAGCUUGAGGAUAUACCAUGAAUUCAACUGGGGUUACGGCCUGGCCUGGGGCGCUACCAUCUUCUCCUUCGGCGGGGGGAUCCUCUACUGCCUCAACCCUAAGAACUAUGAAGACUACUACUGACCCUGCUGGACUGUACCACUGUGACCCCCCCCUCUGUAGCCGCUGGCUGUAAUACAUAUCCUAUACUGUAUAAUGCUAAUGCAUGCUAGAGAGACAGGUAGACACAGAGAGACUGAGAGAGACACACACACACGCACACUUCAGCAUACAGUAUUUCCUGUGGAAGCAGGCAGCGGCUCUGUGUUGGGGUGGAUGGAUGAUGUCACAGUACGUAGUACCCUCCUCUGUACUCCCUCUUCAGUCAGAGACUAACAGAUAACAGACUGACCAAUCAGAUCACUCUAUCUGUCCUCUAACCCUGGGACAAGGGACUCACUGAAGCACUGUUACCCACCAAGUAUUACUUGCAAGGGAUAAGGAGGAGGCUAGCCUCGGCAAACCCAGAAGGUAGGUAAGUAGUCUGUCCCCGAGAGAUUAGGAUGAUGCUGACUGGAAAACAGACCUUGUCUUCUCACUGGUAGGCAGAGACAGACUGGGAUGACCAACACUGGUAGCAUGAGGAAGAGAUCCAAUGGCCCACAGGACACCACUGUGGUCUACAGUAUUUCUCCAUGGAGGAAAGAAGCAGUGCACUCUACCACUUGCUACAUUUGGGGUCAAUUUCAUUUAAAUUCCAGUCAAUUCAGGAAGUACAAUUCCAAUUCUCUUCAAAUACUAUUCAAUCAGGAAUUGGAAUUUGGUUUACUUUCUGAAUUGAUUGGAAUUGAAAUGGAAUUGACCCCAACCCUGGUGAAGACGAGGUUUGCUCCGUCCCAAUCCUCCAAAACAGGGGGUUUCCUUCCUGUCUUCAUAGCCAGUGAGGAGCACAGAGACAGACAGGGAGCCGUUGAAGACCGUUUAGGACAUAGCCCAGUAAUGUGGUACUUGUCUGUAGCUUAUGUGGUCUGUCUUAUCACAGCUUUGUAAGGUUUUUGCUAUGUAGAAAUGUUACGUGGUCUAGAAGAGGAGACAUACAGUUAGCUUAGUUUCUGUCUGGUAACACAUUUAGUUGUCCAACAAUAAUCCAAUGAAAUGUAACCACACAAAUAAAAUCUUAUUAUUUGAAGGGACAUCCCACAGUA
Messenger RNA from Coregonus clupeaformis (lake whitefish), 1846 nucleotides. Its product is annotated as transmembrane protein 47. Gene Ontology annotation, cellular component: cell-cell junction; membrane. The record is from RefSeq and is a predicted model, not a curated record. Gene Ontology annotation, biological process: cell-cell adhesion. Bases 237 to 785 code for a protein of 182 amino acids. NCBI's taxonomy places the organism in Eukaryota, Metazoa, Chordata, Actinopteri, Salmoniformes, Salmonidae. The transcript is spliced from 3 exons.